GUCAUACAGUGCUGGCUAGAGGUCUGCACCGCAAUCAGGAGGAAAGGUCGAACCCGCCGCCGCCGAAGGCAACAGAACAACAAAGCGGUAGAAACGAAUUCAAACCCAUAGAAAGAGUUGAAGAAGAAGAGGAAGAGGAGAAGAUAAUGGGCAGUGAGCCGAAGAACCCUAAAAAGAGGAAGCAGCAGCAGCAGCAGCAGCAGCUGCUGAAUCCCAACUGGGCUCAGCUCCGCCAAAAACUGAAAAUCCACGGUGCCAAACCCUCUUUCAAAUCUACGGAGCAAUCAGAAAGCGAAACCCCCAAAAGCGUACUGGGAAAACGCAAGGAGAGGCCUAGAGUGGAGUCGGAUGAUUCUCUGCCUAAUCCUCUCCAUCCAAGUUCCUCCGAUUGCAGUGUAACGGAUACAAUAGCCAUGGAUUGUGAAAUGGUUGGUGUGAGCUCUUUGGGAAAUAAAAGCGCUCUUGGACGAGUUACACUGGUUAACAAGUGGGGAAGUGUCAUAUAUGAUGAGUAUGUUCGGCCAAUAGACCGUGUUGUCGAUUUCCGAACAAAAAUUAGUGGCAUUAGACCUCGGGACUUAAAGAAAGCAAAGGAAUUCCAUGUUGUUCAGAAGAAAGUGGCAGAGUUUAUCAAGGGAAGAAUUCUUGUUGGCCAUGCCUUGCGCAAUGACCUUAAGGCAUUGCUAUUAAGCCAUCCAAAGAAGGAUAUGCGGGAUACCUCUGAAUAUCAACCAUUUCUGAAAGAAGGGCACAGCAGGGCACUUCGGCAUCUUGCAACAGAAUUUCUUUGUGUAAAGAUACAAAGUGGAGAGCAUUGCCCUGUAGAAGAUGCUCGUGCCGCAAUGCUGCUUUAUCAGAAAAACAGGAAAGAGUGGGAGAAAAGUGUCAAAGAUUUCGUUAGACUCAAGCAAAAGCAGAAGAAGCGUAAGCAGAGAAAGAAACCCAGAGAAGCUUUAGGUUUGGAUCAUAGUGCAACUGGAUCUUAAGACUUCAAUUGCCUGCUGGAAGGCACAGUAAUGCUUUAGAAGCAGCAACCCAACUAUGCUUAGGGCUUCAAUGGCACAUUCGAAUGGUUAAUAGUGAUCAAAGUAAGGAUCUCUUCACCAGAAUCAUGGGAUAAAAACAUGGCAAGCAACCUCUACUUUUGAGGGUGCUUUGUUUGAUUUAUUUACAGAAAAAAGAAAGAAUAUUUGUUUGAUUUAGUUAUAUUUCACUAGGAGUAGGAAUAGGAUUUGAAUUGAUGUGGUCUUGUUGGGUGGUUCCAACAUCAACUGUACUGGCUUUUAUACAUGGAAGUGAGUGUUUUUCAUUGUAUUAGCAUUUUA
Molecule: messenger RNA, 1325 nt
Organism: Diospyros lotus (date-plum)
Lineage: Eukaryota; Viridiplantae; Streptophyta; Magnoliopsida; Ericales; Ebenaceae
Exons: 9
Coding region: 147-986 (279 amino acids)
Biological process (GO): rRNA processing
Cellular component (GO): nucleus
Molecular function (GO): nucleic acid binding; 3'-5' exonuclease activity
Source: RefSeq, a predicted model, not a curated record